This is a messenger RNA of Sphaeroforma arctica JP610, 4217 nucleotides long. Its product is annotated as DNA-directed RNA polymerase II subunit RPB2. Gene Ontology annotation, biological process: DNA-templated transcription. Gene Ontology annotation, molecular function: DNA binding; DNA-directed RNA polymerase activity; ribonucleoside binding. The coding region runs from base 217 to 3396 and encodes 1059 amino acids. The transcript has 21 exons. The record is from RefSeq and is a predicted model, not a curated record. Gene Ontology annotation, cellular component: RNA polymerase II, core complex. Lineage: Eukaryota; Ichthyosporea; Ichthyophonida.
UAGGUGAUCAAAUUCAACCAGAUCUAUCUCAGUAAGCCUACAAUUCUGGAAGCCGAUGGAACCACCGAUCCCCAGUACCCUAAUGACUCGCGAUUGCGUAACUUAACGUAUUCGUCCAAUAUCUUCAUUGAUAUCGAGAAGGCGGUGUAUACUGGUGACGAUGACGAGGGAACUCAGCAGAAAUUCGACAAAAUCUACAUUGGGCGAGUACCCAUUAUGUUGAAGUCCAAGUACUGUCUGCUGUUCAACUUGGGACAGAGCGAAUUGCAAGACAUCCGAGAGUGCCCAUACGAUCAGGGGGGUUACUUUAUUAUCAAUGGGUCUGAGAAGGUGCUUAUUGCCCAGGAGUCUAUGAGUCGUAACCAGGUGUAUGUGUUUGCGAAGAAGCAGCCGUCCAAGUACGCGUAUGCGGCCGAGAUCCGUUCUGCAACUGAGACGGGGCGACAGCCCGCACAGUCACUGUUUGUCACUCUGAUGGCCAGAAGUUCAGGAAGGGACAAAGUCGGGCAAACUGUCGAAUCCACCCUCCCUUACAUCAAGGCGGCUGUGCCGUGUGUGGUUGUGUUCCGAGCGUUGGGAUUUGUUGCCGAUAGAGAUAUCUUGGAACACAUUGUCUAUGAUUUCGGAGACGAGCAGAUGAUUGAAAUGCUGAAGCCCAGUCUGGAGGAGGCCUUUGUGGUGCAGUUGCAGAAUGUGGCCCUGGAUUUCAUCGGCACGAGAGGUCCCACCACUGGAGCCACCAAGCCCGAGCGUAUCAAGUAUGCCAAGGAGUUGCUGCAGAAAGAUAUGUUGCCACACGUCAGCGUAGAGGAGUUCUGUGAGACCAAGAAGGCGUACUUCUUCGGCUACAUGGUGCAUAGGUUGUUGCUUGCCGCAUUGGGCCGAAGAGAGUGUGAUGAUCGUGAUCACUAUGGUAACAAGCGCAUGGAUCUGGCGGGUGCGCUUCUGGCGGGUCUGUUCCGCAUUCUCUUCGCCAAGAUGACCAAAGAAGUGCAGAGAUCCAUCCAGAUGGCUAUCGAUAAAGGAAAGGAUUUCAAUCUGGGCUACUCACUCAAUCCGAUCAUUAUCACCAAUGGACUCAGAUACUCUCUCGCGACAGGGAACUGGGGAGAUCAAAAGAAGGCGCACACAUCGCGUGCUGGAGUGUCGCAGGUGUUGAACCGUCUUACCUAUGCGGCGUCGCUGUCGCAUUUGCGUCGUCUGAACACGCCUAUUGGACGUGACGGAAAACUUGCCAAGCCGCGUCAGCUGCACAAUACACAUUGGGGCAUGGUGUGCCCCGCCGAAACGCCCGAAGGACAGGCGUGUGGACUGGUGAAGAACCUUUCACUCAUGGCCUACAUCACAGUAGGCAGUGCUUCGUCGCCACUCAUUGAGUUCUUGGCUGAGUACAACACAGAGAGUCUGGAAGAGACUUCGGCUAGUUCUAUCCCCAAUGCCACUAAAGUCUUCGUCAAUGGUAAUUGGGUGGGUGUGCACACCAACCCCGACGAAUUAGUGGAGACCCUCAGAGCCCUGCGCAGAGAGGGAGGUGUGUCCGACGGUGUGUCGGUGGUGCGUGACAUCAAAGAAAGAGAGCUGCGUCUACUGACCGAUUCAGGGCGUGUUUGCCGACCGCUGUUCAUUGUCGACUUCGAAACACAAGAGCUCAAGAUUGGUAAGAAGUACGUCACAAAGCUCACGGACACGCGUUUGGAGCAGAAUCGCUGUCGUCUGGAUGGUAUCGAACUACCUGAGGACCACAAACCAUACACGUGGCAGUCUCUCAUUGAAGACGGUGUGAUUGAGUACAUCGAUUGCUCAGAGGAGGAGACGCUGAUGAUCAUGAUGCAGAUUGAGGACUUGGGCCGUAAUGAUCUGUUCUGUAAUACAUACACGCACUGUGAGAUCCACCCGGCCAUGAUUCUGGGCGUCUGCGCCUCUAUUGUGCCAUUCCCGGAUCACAAUCAGUCCCCGCGUAAUACGUACCAAUCCGCUAUGGGUAAGCAGGCUAUGGGUGUGUACAUCUCCAACUUCCACGUGCGUAUGGACACCAUGGCACACAUCAUGUUCUAUCCGCAGAAACCCCUCGCCGCCACACGUUCAAUGGAGUUCCUGCGUUUCCGUGAGUUGCCUGCGGGUAUUAACGCCAUUGUGGGGAUCAGUACAUACACAGGGUACAAUCAAGAGGAUUCCCUGGUGCUGAACAAGUCGUCGAUUGACCGUGGAUUCAUGCGAUCCAUCUACUAUCGAUCACAUCGUGACGAGGAGAAGACCAAAGGCCUGGACUGUGAGGAGACCUUUGAACGCCCAGAUAAGAUGACCUGCAGGGGCAUGCGAGCCGCGAAUUACGAUAAUUUGGAUCAUGACGGAUUCUUGGCACCUGGCACGCGUAUCGGUGGUGGGGAAGUGAUUAUUGGCAAAACAACCCCCAUUGUACAGGACGAUAGCUUGGCCAGUAUACAGCGCCACACAAAGAGAGACAGCAGUACGUUUAUGAAGAAGACUGAAGUGGGUGUGAUCGAUUCGGUGAUGGUGACCAUCAAUCAGGAGGGUAACACGUUUACUAAGGUGCGUGUGCGAAACAUCCGAGUGCCCAAUAUCGGAGACAAGUUUGCGUCGCGUCACGGUCAGAAGGGUACCUGUGGUAUCCAGUAUCGCGCAGAGGAUAUGAUCUUCAGUGGUGAAGGUAUCACACCGGAUAUCAUUGUGAACCCGCACGCUAUUCCGUCGCGUAUGACGGUUGGUCAUAUGAUUGAGUGUCUGCUCAGUAAAGUGGCGUCCAUCAAAGGAGAGGAAGGUGAUGCAACGCCGUUCCACGACGAGCUAACAGUGCACCGAAUCUCAGCCUUCUUGGAGCAGUACAACUACCACCCCAAGGGUAACGAGGUCAUGUACUGUGGCCAUACUGGGCGUAAGAUCAACGUACAGGUGUACUUGGGCCCCACCUACUACCAACGACUCAAGCAUAUGGUGGGCGAUAAGAUCCACUCGCGCGCGCGUGGCCCCGUGGCGAAUUUGACCCGCCAACCUAUGGAAGGUCGUUCCCGAGAAGGUGGUCUGCGUUUCGGAGAAAUGGAGCGCGACUGUAUGAUUUCACACGGUGCGGCGCUGUUCCUAAAGGAGAGGAUGAUGUACCAGAGUGACGCAUACAGAGUCCACGUGUGCAACAUCUGUGGUCUAUUCGCCAUAGCCGAUCUGGCUAAAAAUAGAAUGGAGUGUCGGGGGUGCAAGAAUCAUACGGAGGUGUCGCAAAUCGAGAUACCUUAUGCGUGCAAACUGAUGUUCCAAGAACUGAUGUCUAUGAGCAUUGCGCCGCGUCUGAUGGUACUGCAACCGGGACAGACCACGCGCAAGCCUCUGGGCAAAUUCCAACCGCCUGAAUGGCUCAAAACCGCUACAUCUGGGCGGAGUUGAGGUGUUGAUAAUAUAUAUAUAUACAUGUAUGUAGUGCGCUUCUUUAGUUGUCUGGUAUACUUGGAUUAAGAGUGUGAUGCAAACUCAGACCGUCGAAGAAGUAAGAGAGACGAGGCGGAUUAAGGUGCUGUGGCUGGACAUGGCAUGCAAGUAGUGCGAGGGGGGACAUCGUUCGGUAGCUUUGGGCAGGACAUGCCAGUGCACACGGUCUCGUUUGUAGGCGACACUUGUGCACGUGUUUAUCGAACAAAGGGCAAAGUUUCUUCAAGUGCACCGACAGCCGCGAGCUUGAGUUCUUUUGCCAAGUGUGCAGCAUAAAUGGGGGUAGAAUCGGGUCUAUUGCGACCUGCUUGGGAUCACGCCAAUUGCGAGUGGCCCUCACUUGGUGCUUUUAUGCACGCUGACUCAGAGUACAAUGUGUAUGUUGGGACGAAACAUACAUUUCGCCAUGUUGCAAUCCGUGAGUGUCCAUGUACGGUUGGGACGCCUUCUUCGGCUCUGUUUGGCGUCUGCUUGGGCAGUAUCUGCAUACUACUGUUCCGUGUACUAACAAAGCUCUUGAAGUUUAUAUCGGGCGAUAAACAUGGAUCGAAUCCUAAUACUUUUGGGCUCGGCUGCGGAGAGGAGGGGUCAGAUCGGACACGGCUUGCUUCGGAUCACCUAGCUUUUAAAUUUAUAUUGCUGUAGGGCUACUGCAUUUUUUUGAGCGGGAUUCGCAUGCUAGAACAUGUCCUUAGAAUGUCAAUAGAAUGUAAAAUUUAAAAACGAACAAGUCAAUAAAUAUACCCCGAAGGAGUCUGACAUGGUCAGAAGUAAACUAA